AUGCCUAUCCAACAAGUUGGAACUGUUGAUGAACUUAUUGAAGUCCUUUUAAAUCAUAAUGAUGAUCGCGCAGAAUUCAUUGUAAAGCAUAUUUUACCAAUUCUUAAACAACUUCCACAACAAUUUUUCUUGCAAAGUGCCGCAGAUAAUAAGGAUCCUCUCGAACUAAAACAAACGCUUGAUGCGAUUUAUCGACGUAAAAUUCAGCAGUUGACUCAAACUUAUUUGACUUUGUCAUUGGUCGAUAUCGCUGACACUAUUGGCCUAGAAGGUCGGGAGGCCCCUAAGGUCGCGGAACGUUACAUUCUCCAAAUGAUUGAAUCUCGUGAAAUAUUUGCUACUAUUAGUCAUUCUGAUCAAGGCGGAAUGGUAUCUUUCCACGACGAUCCUGAUAUGUAUAAUACGUCAAAUACUAUCGUCAAGCUUGAGGAACAGAUAGCCAAAGCUACCAAAGUCAGCGACCGUGUUAUCCAAACUGACCGGCUUAUUGGUUGUAGUAGAGAAUAUCUUGUUAAAAGUAAAAAUAUUGCAUCUGGAGGCGUAAUGCCUGGUGGUAGUCAUAUGGAUGAUCAAGAAUUUUUUGCAGGAGGCGGUGGAUUUGACAAUUUCGAUGCUGAUGACGGAGGAAGAUUUUAUUAA
Racocetra fulgida is the source of this 639-nucleotide messenger RNA. Lineage: Eukaryota; Fungi; Glomeromycota; Glomeromycetes; Diversisporales; Gigasporaceae. The record is from the annotation of a GenBank genome assembly.